Messenger RNA from Pecten maximus, 605 nucleotides. RefSeq lists its product as uncharacterized. The transcript has 3 exons. The record is from RefSeq and is a predicted model, not a curated record. Bases 1 to 555 code for a protein of 184 amino acids. NCBI's taxonomy places the organism in Eukaryota, Metazoa, Mollusca, Bivalvia, Pectinida, Pectinidae.
AUGGUGAAGGGUUUAAUGCAGCUUGACUGGUCGUGUACACUCUGCAAUCGUCCAGAUCCAGAGGAGCCAGCAGAUGAAUCCUUCAACAUCUCAACGCCAUUCCAGGUUACCGAAGCGACACAUGAGGAAUCCUUGCCACUUGAGACUUCAACUCUUGAUGAUGUGGAAUCGGAAGAUCUGCCAACAUCUUACCAGGAGGUCAGCCAAGGUUCCAAGCGUGGAAAUCGAAAGCUAGUUUAUAGCAAUGGCUCUAGCUACACUGUCUUGAAGUUAAGGUGUACCGACACUAGGGUGUUUUGGAGAUGCAUUAAGAGAGGCAAGGCGCUGAAUUGUCCUGCUACGACCAUACAGACAGGGAACACUGAGGGGAAGAAACAGCAUCUUCAUCCUGGACAACCGGGUAUAUUGACCACAGUCAAAAUCCGUGCAGAGGCGCUUUCCCAGGCCAAGGAGAACGUGUUCACUGUAUCCGCGCCCAGGAUUGCUUCCGACAUCGUCCAGGACCUUGCCGACACAGCUCAGCCGGAACACAGUCGACCCAAAGUGCCAACAUAGUAAGGUCCAUCAACAGAAUGCGUCGGUCCAUGCGACCAAAGGAUCCAGAC